Molecule: messenger RNA, 3332 nt
Organism: Ipomoea triloba (trilobed morning glory)
Lineage: Eukaryota; Viridiplantae; Streptophyta; Magnoliopsida; Solanales; Convolvulaceae
Product: disease resistance protein RPM1-like
Exons: 3
Coding region: 413-3148 (911 amino acids)
Biological process (GO): defense response to other organism
Molecular function (GO): ADP binding
Source: RefSeq, a predicted model, not a curated record
GCCAUUUUUCUUCCUUCUUUUCCCAUGCGCCGGAGCAGACAAAAGGCCAAAAAAAAGAAACAAUUCUUUUUCCAUGUCUGGUUUUCACCCUUUUACACGGCAUACACCACACAUGACGCAAACCACAAAACCAAUAUUGUACAUAUUUGGGAUGAACAAAAAUAGCACAAGUGAAAAAGAUUUGGUCAAAAAAUUUUACCUUUUUCCAAAGGAAGGAAUGACCCAUUCCUAACAAACUCUGCAAUGUUGUGUGUCUUGCUAAUCUGCAGGGCCAAUGGGGAUUAAGCUCUUCAGUCUUUCAUAUAGUCUUCUGCCACCCAUUCAAGUUGGUUGACAGCCAGGACCCUUCUCAGUGAAUUUAUUGAAAGGAGUCAAGGAGGAAGUUGAGUACAUCAGAGAUGAACUGGAAAGAAUGAUAGCUUUCCUUGGAGUAGCGGAUUCCAUGGAAGAGAAAGAUGCAGAACUCAAAGUGUGGGUUAAGCAAGUACGAGAUGCAGCCUAUGACAUUGAAGAAACUCUUGAUCAGUUUGUUCUCCAUCAGACUAAUAUUUGUGCUCAAUAUGGACCCUUCAAUUUCCUUGUCAGAUUAUGUCUUAAAAUCAGUAAAUUGCGAGCUCGCUUGGCUAUUGCUUCUAAAGUUCAAAGCCUCAAAUCAAGAGUAAGCAAUAUUUCUGAGAGACAUCAACGAUAUUGUUUCAAGUUUAAUGUCCCGGACCAAGGUUCGAGCUUGACACCUGCCAACAGCUUUGCAACUGAUUGUAGAGGCGAUGCACUUCUACUUGAAGAAUGUGAGCUUGUUGGCAUUGAUGGCCGCAAAAGACAAGUAAUUGGGUGGCUUUUGGAGGUGGGUUCCGGACUCAAAGUUGUUUCGAUAGUUGGGAUGGGAGGACUGGGGAAGUCCACUUUGGCUAAGAAAGUUUAUGAUGAUGCAGCAGUGAGGAAACAUUUCCACAGCCACGCUUGGAUAACUGUCUCUGAGUCUUUCAAGAUCGAGGACGUUCUCAAGGACUUAGUUCAACAGCUCUUUGAUGAAGUAAAGCAGCCGCUUCCUGAAGGACUGAAUACCAUGAAUGCUAUUAGGCUGAAAGAAGUAGCAAAAGAAUUCCUGCUUGGGAGAAGGUACAUAGUUGUCUUUGAUGAUGUGUGGGCUAUCGCAGUUUGGCAAUCUAUUCAGCUUGCAUUGCCUAAUAAAAAUGAUGGAAGCCGUGUGAUUCUAACUACUAGAAUCAAUGAUGUGGGUUCCUAUUCUGUCCUAGAAUCCAAUGGGUAUAAGUAUGAGCUCAAGCCUCUGACAGAGGAAGAGUCCUGGACUCUGUUUUCUCGUAAAACAUUUCAAGGGAGUGCUUGCCCCUCACACUUGGAAGAAAUUUCGGAAAACAUCUUAAAAAAAUGUGGGGGAUUGCCGCUGGCAAUUGUAGCCAUUUCUGGGGUCUUGACUUCAAAGAACAAGAAUAAUAUUGAGGAGUGGCAGGUGUUCAACCGCCACCUUGGCUUUGAAUUGGAAGCAAACUACAGACUCGAGAGUAUCAGAGUCAUUUUGCAGAUUAGUUUCAAAGAGCUCCCUUUCUAUCUAAAGCCAUGCCUUCUGUAUAUGAGCAUCUUUCCGGAGAAUCAUUUGAUUGAGCACAACACACUGAUCCGGCUGUGGAUAGCAGAAGGUUUUGUGAAAGAGAGAGAGGGGAGGACACUAGAAGAAGUUGCAGAAGGCUAUCUUAAUGAACUCAUCAACAGAAGCUUGAUCCAUGCCAUCCAAAGCAAUGAUGAUGGAAGCCUCAAGUUAGGCCACAUCCACGACUUCUAUCGGGAGAUUGCUGUUUCAAAAUCUCGAGAUCAUAAUUUUGUGUCAACUGUCAAUGAACAUAUCACUACAUGGCCAAAUAAAGUUCGGUGCCUAUCAGUUCAUGGCACUUUUGGAGGUGUACAGAAUAAAAGGUAUGUUGCCAGACUCCGGUCUUUGCUUACAUUUGAUGUAAUAGAUAGCCAGUCGACAUCUUGUGCAGUCCAGUUGCUCAGUAGCUGCAAGAUGGUGAGAGUUUUAGAUCUGAGAGGAGUUCCUCUAGAAAUUUUUCCGAAAGAAAUUCUGAAACUGCUUCAUCUAAGAUACUUGAGCUUGAGAAGUACCAGAAUAAAGAUGAUUCCCAGAUCUAUCAAGAAUCUCCAAAAUCUUGAGAUCUUGGAUCUUAAACAGACUUUGGUUACUGAGUUGCCUGUCGAGAUUCUCAAACUUCAAUUCAUUCGCCAACUUUUAGUGUAUUACCAUGGGCAGUACUCAUAUCCAUCUUUUGAGCCAUUUGAACACUUGCACGGUUUUAAGGCACCAGUGGGAAUAGGAGGCUUGUCUCGCUUACAGAAACUCAGCUUCGUUGAGUUAAACCAUGGCAGCGGUAUUAUAAGAGAAAUAGGGAUGAUGACUGAUCUGAGGAGACUUAGCAUUACAAAGUUGAGAAGGGAAGACAGUGAAACAUUGUGUUCCAGUAUUGAAAAGCUCCAAAAGCUCCGCUCGUUAAGCAUAAGAUCACUGGAAGGAUGCGAAAUCCUUGAUCUAAGCUUCAUGUCUUCUCCUCCACGCUUUCUUCAGCGGCUAUAUCUGAAGGGCUGCUUACAAAAGGUGCCACAUUGGGUACAGACUCUUCAAGGCCUGGUAAAAGUAUAUUUCCAGUGGAGCCAAUUAAUGGAGAAUCCGCUAGAAUAUCUCCAAGACUUACCAAACCUUGUACACAUCGAGUUUCUCAGGUGUUAUGUUGGAGAGACGCUUUGUUUCAAGGGUGGGAAAUUCGAGAAGCUGAGACUGUUAGAUCUCGACAGAUUGGAAGGCCUAAGAUCUGUAACAAUGGAGGUAGGUUCAGUUCCUCUUCUUGAGAAGCUAGUCAUUAGAAGAUGUAACUCUCUGGAGAGAGUGCCUGCUGGAAUCGAACGCGUGGUAAACAUGAAGUUCCUUGAGUUCAUAGACAUGCCAGAAGACUUUGUAGAGAUAUUUCUUCCUGAUCGACAGGGCUUAGAUCACUGCAGAAUUGCACACAUUCCCGAGGUUUAUUACGCGUAUUGGAAGGAAGGUCGAUGGAUGGUUUACUCACUCGAGGAUACACUGGUGAAGGAAGACUGCAACAAAUCUGCCAUGAACACAUAUGAACAAAGGAAAUGGCUCUAGCUAGUAAUUGAUGGCUAUUGCAAUGUUCUUUGAUUUUGCUUUUGAAAUUAAGCUUAUAGUAAUAUAGUCUCACUUCAUUUAAUUUGAGUUUGAUAUAUCUUUUCGCUUCUUAUAUAUAGUAGUGUUUAAUCUAAGAAAUUUGUUGCUCAAAGAGGAAUCUUGUACUUUUGGUGUAGAGAUUGCA